AUGUCGGUCAACUGGGUAAUGCUUCAUGACCGAGAAGGCUUCGUUCGGCUCCCUAACGAGCAAUUGAUCUACACAUCCCCUCCUCGUACCUCCUUAUCCCUACAGCCGCUUGGUUCUUACAAGGGCAAGGAGACGUUGUCCAUUCAAAGCAGCGCCGGGCACAUUUCCGUCACUAAUCAACGGGUCGUCUAUAUUCCAGCACAGAAAUCCAAAGAGUUUCAAUCAUUUUCCGUGCCACUGCUCAAUGUCCACGACACUCAUGUCUCGGCUCCGUUCUUUGGUCCAAAUCAGUGGAUGGCGCUGGUCCAGCCAGUCCCCGGUGGAGGAAUUCCGCCAGCAUUGCCCGCCGUGCAGCUAAAAGUCACUUUUAAAGAAGGGGGAGCGUUUGACUUCCAUAACCAUUUCGAACGAAUCAAGGAGCGUUUCCAGCAGGCUGUGGACGUGUCCCAGGAAGGCAGCAGGGGGACCAGGAACGUCGACAUGUCCGCUAUCCACCUGGACGAGUUACCUGCCUACACUGGGCCAUCGCAGGUCCCGACGGGGUCGGGCCUCGACAGCCACCCAAGCGGUCCGUCGCUAAAUUCACAGUCGCCGACAGCUGAUCGAGCAGCAACCUCAGGCCCCGAACCGAUGGAACCACCGCCGGGAUAUGAGGAAGUUCAGCAACAGAGUGUAGCCAACGAACUCGAGGAGAGACUCCGCCGGGCGAGCUAA
Aspergillus melleus is the source of this 714-nucleotide messenger RNA. RefSeq lists its product as uncharacterized. Gene Ontology annotation, molecular function: transcription coactivator activity; chromatin DNA binding. The transcript is spliced from 3 exons. The record is from RefSeq and is a predicted model, not a curated record. Gene Ontology annotation, cellular component: nucleus. Gene Ontology annotation, biological process: positive regulation of DNA-templated transcription. Lineage: Eukaryota; Fungi; Ascomycota; Eurotiomycetes; Eurotiales; Aspergillaceae. Bases 1 to 714 code for a protein of 237 amino acids.